Messenger RNA from Zasmidium cellare ATCC 36951, 474 nucleotides. RefSeq lists its product as uncharacterized. The transcript has a single exon. The record is from RefSeq and is a predicted model, not a curated record. Gene Ontology annotation, cellular component: cytoplasm; nucleus. Bases 1 to 474 code for a protein of 157 amino acids. Gene Ontology annotation, molecular function: protein binding. Lineage: Eukaryota; Fungi; Ascomycota; Dothideomycetes; Mycosphaerellales; Mycosphaerellaceae.
AUGGGAGUUCUGCUGGCGAGGGAGGAGAUCGACAUCAACGCUCGCGAUUGGCAAGGCUGCACAACUCUCAGUCUGGCCGUCCAAUCGCGUCACAGAGACUUCACUCUCUUGUUGCUGGAGUACGGUGCCGAUCCUAACAUCAAAGACGACAAAGGCCAAGUACCAAUACAAAAGCUUUUUGACGACAAGAUCGGCGAAUACAGCAUUACCUGCAGCCGCGAAGAGGUCGAUGGCGACUCGCUAGAGGAUUAUUACCACGGUGAACGUGGUCAGGCUGGAUGGCAUUUCGUCUCGAGAAGUCGUCGCAUCGACAUCAUGAAGAGCCUGGACCAGGAAGAGAUUUUCCAAGCACUUGUACGAGAGGGCGCCGAUCUUGACACGUUGGAUAUCAAUGAUCGAAACCUACUGAUGUUGGCAUGUCUCAGGGGUAACAGCGUACUGGCCGCCAACUUGCUUUAUGCAGUUGGAGGAUAA